Molecule: messenger RNA, 1550 nt
Organism: Panicum hallii
Lineage: Eukaryota; Viridiplantae; Streptophyta; Magnoliopsida; Poales; Poaceae
Product: chlorophyll synthase, chloroplastic
Exons: 15
Coding region: 90-1229 (379 amino acids)
Biological process (GO): chlorophyll biosynthetic process
Cellular component (GO): membrane
Molecular function (GO): chlorophyll synthetase activity
Source: RefSeq, a predicted model, not a curated record
CUGUCCACUGGGCAGGGCAGGGCAGGCCGCAGGCGUUAUCGGCUAUCCUCCUCCCUUCACUCCUCCAGCGAGCGCCCGGCUGCCUCCCCAUGGCUGCCGCCCACCUCCUCGCCGCCUCCACCUCGUCCUCCUCCACCGCCGCCUUCCGCCCCCCUCUCCGCCUCCGCUCUCCGACGCACACUCCUCAUCUCCGCCUCAACCGCACUGGGAGGCGCCCGUUCCCGGUGGUCCGCGCGGCCGAGACCGACGCCAAAGACGCGAAGCCCAAGGCCCCAGAGAAGGCGCCGGCGGCGGGCGGUUCCAGCUUCAACCAGCUGCUUGGCAUCAAGGGCGCCAAGCAGGAGACCGACAUUUGGAAGAUCCGUCUUCAACUUACUAAACCAGUGACGUGGCCUCCGCUUGUCUGGGGAGUUCUCUGUGGAGCAGCUGCCUCUGGAAAUUUCCACUGGACGGUUGAAGAUGUUGCAAAAUCUAUUGUAUGCAUGAUAAUGUCUGGCCCAUGCCUUACAGGCUACACGCAGACAAUUAACGAUUGGUAUGAUCGAGACAUUGAUGCAAUCAACGAGCCUUAUCGCCCUAUUCCAUCAGGUGCUAUAUCAGAAAAUGAGGUAAUUACUCAGAUCUGGGUGCUACUGUUAGCGGGGCUUGGAUUGGGUGCUUUGUUAGACGUUUGGGCAGGGCAUGAUUUUCCUAUUGUUUUUUAUCUUGCUGUGGGUGGUUCCUUACUAUCCUACAUAUAUUCAGCACCACCUCUCAAGCUCAAGCAGAAUGGAUGGAUUGGGAACUUUGCUCUGGGUGCAAGUUACAUUAGCUUGCCCUGGUGGGCUGGUCAGGCGUUGUUCGGAACUCUUACUCCUGAUAUCGUUGUUCUGACAACUUUGUACAGCAUAGCAGGGCUAGGGAUUGCUAUUGUAAACGACUUUAAGAGCAUUGAGGGGGAUAGAGCUCUGGGGCUUCAGUCACUUCCUGUUGCUUUUGGGAUGGAAACUGCAAAAUGGAUAUGCGUUGGAGCAAUUGACAUCACUCAAUUAUCUGUUGCAGGCUACCUGUUGAGCACUGGCAAGCUAUAUUAUGCCCUGGCGUUGCUUGGACUAACAAUUCCUCAGGUGGUCUUCCAGUUCCAGUACUUCCUGAAGGACCCUGUUAAGUAUGAUGUUAAAUAUCAGGCAAGCGCGCAGCCGUUCUUCGUACUAGGCCUGCUGGUGACGGCCCUGGCGACCAGCCACUGAUGAAAGCAUCCAACCUAGACUUGUGAUCGUUCGUAUUCAGGUGUGAUGAAAUAAGGUUUCAGGGUCCGUGUAGGUCGCAUUGUGUAAGCUCCUUGUGAGCAGGGUGGGGUCGAAAAAAAAAGAAAGAAAAAUCAGUUUUGUGAGGUUCAUGUGAUGCAGCCUGCCACGCUGGUGAUAGAAGGAAAGAUUAGCGACAUUCCCUGCUGUUGUAGUAGGUUCAGUAGAUACAAGUUAAGACGCUUAAGACCAUUGUAAAAAUUGUCAGCGGCUCAACCGCCUGCAGUUCAGCAAUGCUUUCAAUGAACAGUUUUGCGAUGAAAU